Messenger RNA from Nylanderia fulva, 969 nucleotides. RefSeq names its product cuticular protein analogous to peritrophins 3-D (gene Cpap3-d). The record is from RefSeq and is a predicted model, not a curated record. Gene Ontology annotation, molecular function: chitin binding. Gene Ontology annotation, cellular component: extracellular region. Lineage: Eukaryota; Metazoa; Arthropoda; Insecta; Hymenoptera; Formicidae.
CGAGGCCGACACCCAAAGUGCGCGCCAAUCGCCAACUUCGCCGUCAGUAGUCAGAGACGCUGUCAAGCCGACGAGAGUGCGGAAGAAGAUGAGCUAUCUGAGGAGUGCGACCGUGCCGCUGCUCCUGGCGAUCCUGGCACGUGUUCAGGGCAUCGCUUUAUUCAAUGCCCCAUCAUGUCCUGAUCCUUACGGAAUUCAUGCUUACGCUCAUCCUGAAGACUGUGGAGCCUUCUUUUUAUGUACGAACGGUACCCUAAGCUACGAGUAUUGCGAAAACGGACUUCUGUUCGACGGACACGGUGAUGUUCACAAUCAUUGCAAUUAUAAUUGGGCUGUCGAUUGCGGCAAUCGUAAGGCCGAUUAUACGCCUAUUGGAAGUCCGGGUUGCGAGUAUCAAUUCGGCAUGUACCCGGAGAGUGACAGCUGUAGCACCAGUUAUAUCAAGUGCGUUUAUGGCGAACCGCAUCAGGCUCAUUGUGACCCAGGUCUGGCUUACAAUGCCAAAACCCACACGUGUGUCUGGCCUGACGAGCUCAUCCCCUUCUGCAACCCCGAGACUAUAGUAGGCUUCAAGUGUCCGCACAAGUUACCCCACAACAGUCCCGCUGCUAAGUUCUGGCCCUACCCGAGAUUCCCUGUACCAGGUGAUUGUGGAAGACUGAUUACCUGCGUGGACGGUAAUCCGCGACUUCUCACUUGCGGAGAUGGAAAAUUAUUCGACUCAGUGAGCUUAACUUGCCUGGACCCAGAAGAAGUUCCUCACUGUUCUAGUGGUGUUUAAAAAUAAAAACGUUCCUGACAAUCAAUCCUGGUAUCAUAAAUCAAGAAAUGACGACAAAAGACAACAAACAUCAAACAAUAAAAAACUAUACAUUUGACGACCAAUUAAAAAUUAAAAAUUAUCUUGGUGAUAUAUAAAAGCAUAACGUAAUAUUAGCCUGAGAUUUAUAUGUAAAAUUAAAAUGUACA